This is a messenger RNA of Wallemia ichthyophaga EXF-994, 1791 nucleotides long. Its product is annotated as Serine/threonine-protein kinase srk1. The transcript has 4 exons. Lineage: Eukaryota; Fungi; Basidiomycota; Wallemiomycetes; Wallemiales; Wallemiaceae. Bases 1 to 1791 code for a protein of 596 amino acids. The record is from RefSeq and is a predicted model, not a curated record. Gene Ontology annotation, cellular component: spindle midzone; spindle microtubule; spindle pole centrosome. Gene Ontology annotation, molecular function: ATP binding; protein kinase activity. Gene Ontology annotation, biological process: regulation of cytokinesis; mitotic spindle organization; protein phosphorylation.
AUGAAGAAUUCGGGAAGGGAGGGUCAGCAGGAACACACGCCCAAUAUUAUAUUCAGGUCAGGUGCUAUACAAGUAUUUAGAAAUUUGAUACGACACGGACGCAAUGAGCGUGAUAAGCAUCACAAGGACACGCAUUUCGAGUCUGAUGAACCGGAAUCACCUCCUCAAGAGCAGCAGCCCCAACGAUCACAUAAAGACCCCAUGAACGAUAUGCUCUCACACGUACCAAAACGUAUGAAUCAAAACAACGCAUACGAAGAAGAGCAGAGGAAGCAUGCUCAUGCUCAGCAACAGAAGGAGCAGCGUGAGAAGAAUAGGGCUGAAGAAUACGCACGUGAAGCUGAAAUGAUCGUGGAGCAAGAAAGGAGGGAGAGAUCUAAGAUGCCUUCUUAUCCUGGUUUAGAGCAGUAUGAGAUUAUCGACAAAAUGGGUGACGGUGCAUUCUCAAACGUAUACAAGGCUUUGGACACAAAGAAUCAUCAGAAGGUCGCUAUCAAGGUCGUUAGAAAGUACGAGCUCUCCAGUCAUCAACGCUCAAACAUUCUUAAAGAAGUUCAAAUUAUGAGAGCUGUGAGGCAUGAAAACAUUAUCAAGCUUCUCACUUUCAUCGACUCAAAAGAGUAUUAUCACUUGGUGUUAGAACUUUCUGAAGGCGGUGAACUGUUUCAUCAGAUCGUUAAACUCACAUACUUUAGUGAGGAAUUGGCUAGACAUGUCAUCACUCAGGUUGCUGAUGGCAUUAGAUACCUUCACAAUGAAGCUGGUGUCGUUCAUCGUGAUAUUAAACCUGAAAAUAUUCUUUUUGAUAGGAUUGAAAUUUUUCCUUCAAAAACACCUCAAAAGAAGCCUUUCGAUGAGGAUAAGAUGGAUGAAGGUGAAUUUAAACCAGGCAUUGGUGGUGGUGAAAUCGGUAAAGUAAAAAUUGCAGACUUUGGUUUAUCCAAGGUUGUUUGGGAUCAGCAAACUAUGACACCGUGUGGAACUGUUGGUUACACUGCACCUGAGAUUGUAAAGGAUGAGAGAUACUCACAAUCUGUGGAUAUGUGGGCACUUGGAUGUGUUUUAUACACCAUAUUAUGUGGAUUCCCACCAUUCUACGAUGAGUCUAUACAGGUCUUGACAGAGAAAGUUGCUAGAGCGCAAUUCACAUUCCUUAGUCCAUGGUGGGAUGGAAUAUCUGACUCUUCAAAGGAUUUGAUAUCUCACUUGCUCUGUGUAGAUCCAAGGAAGCGUUACGAUAUUAAUGACUUCUUUGCACACCCAUGGAUGCAAGGUAGUUCGACUGGUAGAGCUGAAGAAAAGAGACCACCACCAACGCCACUUGAUUCACCAAUGUUUAGUGCAAUGGGAGGCAACAGAAAGGCAAUGCCAUCUCCUGGUGUUGCGCAACUGAAGGAAGCAUUCGAUGUGACAUAUGCGGUACACAGAGCCGAAGAAGAAGGACGUCGCAAAGGCAAACCAAGCGGAGGCGGUGGGUUCCUUGGCAGCCUGAAUGAAGAAGAGGAAGAAGAUGAAAGUCAGCAAAUGUCAGGACAUAUGUCAAAUCACCGUAAAGUAGCGGCUGUAAAUGCAGCUAGACAGAAGGAAGCUAUUAAGAAGACGCAAAGUAAGGAGCAAGAGAGGGAGAAGAAGCACACAGAAAAGUUGGGCGAUGGAAGGGCAGGACCACGCGACAGACAGCCAAGGAAGACAUUUGACUUGGAUUUGAGUGCAGCGACGCUGAUUGAUAAGAGGAAGAAGAAAGGGGCUGUAGAACCAGCUGUAGAGGCAUCGACAAAGCCACGGGAAUAA